Messenger RNA from Nomascus leucogenys (northern white-cheeked gibbon), 902 nucleotides. RefSeq names its product lymphocyte antigen 86 (gene LY86). The record is from RefSeq and is a predicted model, not a curated record. Lineage: Eukaryota; Metazoa; Chordata; Mammalia; Primates; Hylobatidae. Gene Ontology annotation, biological process: positive regulation of lipopolysaccharide-mediated signaling pathway; innate immune response.
ACUUUACGGGCUUUUUAUUGGCCGGUUAUUUUUCUGUGUGUCCCAUACAGGCCCUCACCAUGAAGGGUUUCACAGCCACUCUCUUCCUCUGGACUCUGAUUUUUCCCAGCUACAGUGGAGGCAGCAGUGGGAAAGCUUGGCCCACACACAUGGUCUGCAGUGACAGCGGCUUGGAAGUGCUCUACCAGAGCUGCGAUCCAUUACAAGAUUUUGGCUUUUCUGUUGAAAAGUGUUCCAAGCAAUUAAAAUCAAAUAUCAACGUUAGAUUUGGAAUUAUUCUGAGAGAGGACAUCAAAGAGCUGUUUCUUGACCUAGCUCUCAUGUCUCAAGGCUCAUCUGUUUUGAAUUUCUCCUAUCCCAUCUGUGAGGCAGCUCUGCCCAAGUUUUCUUUCUGUGGAAGAAGGAAAGGAGAGCAGAUUUACUAUGCUGGGCCUGUCAAUAAUCCUGAAUUUACUAUUCCUCAGGGAGAAUACCAGGUUUUGCUGGAACUGUAUACUGAAAAACGGUCCACCGUGGCCUGCGCCAAUGCUACUAUCACGUGCUCCUGACCGUGGCCUUAGCAAAAAUCACAGCCAGCUUCAUCUCGUGGGACCUCCAAGCUCCUCUGACUGAACCUACUGUGGGAGGAGAAGCAGCCGAUGACAGAGAGAGGCUCUACAAAGAAGCCCCCCAAAGAGUGCAGCUGCUCAUUUUAGCCCCACGACCAGAUAUCCCCAGACUCCGCAGAUGUAAUCAAGUCCCUGAAUGUAUCUGUUUCUAAGGAGCCUCUUGGCAGUCCUUAGGCAGUCUUGAGGGUCCUUCCUUUUUCUCUAAUUGGUCGCCUCCCACCAGACUCACCUGCUUUUCAGCUUUUUAGGAGUGCUUCCUCGCAGUUACCACGAAUAAAGAAAGCUGGCCACCAU